AUGUCAUCUAGAAAGAAGAAUAUAUUAAAGGUAAUUAUCCUCGGUGAUUCUGGUGUGGGGAAAACAUCUUUGAUGCAUCGUUAUGUUAAUGAUAAAUAUUCUCAACAGUACAAGGCUACUAUUGGUGCUGAUUUUUUAACAAAAGAAGUUACUGUAGAUGAUAAAGUGGCUACGAUGCAAGUUUGGGAUACUGCUGGUCAGGAACGUUUCCAAUCGCUUGGUGUUGCGUUUUAUAGAGGUGCUGAUUGUUGCGUAUUAGUUUAUGAUGUGACCAAUGCUAAAUCCUUUGAAAAUAUUAAAUCUUGGAGAGAUGAAUUUUUAGUACAUGCGAACGUUUUGUCUCCAGAAACCUUUCCCUUUGUUAUCUUGGGUAAUAAAGUAGAUGUUGAAGAAUCAAAGAAAACUGUUAGUGUAAAAUCUGCUCAAGAAUUGGCGAAAUCGUUGGGCAAUGUACCACUUUUUUUAACGAGUGCUAAGAAUGCAAUUAAUGUUGAUACUGCUUUCGAAGAAAUUGCAAGAAGUGCAUUACAGCAAAACCAGGCGGAUGCAGACGCAUUCGAAGAAGAUUUCAAUGAUGCAAUUAACAUUCAACUGGAUGGUGAACCAAGCGCUUGCAGUUGUUAA
Messenger RNA from Zygosaccharomyces rouxii, 624 nucleotides. It is a transcript of the gene YPT7, whose product is annotated as Rab family GTPase YPT7. The coding region runs from base 1 to 624 and encodes 207 amino acids. NCBI's taxonomy places the organism in Eukaryota, Fungi, Ascomycota, Saccharomycetes, Saccharomycetales, Saccharomycetaceae. The record is from RefSeq and is a predicted model, not a curated record. The transcript has a single exon. Gene Ontology annotation, cellular component: vacuole; phagocytic vesicle; fungal-type vacuole membrane. Gene Ontology annotation, biological process: regulation of vacuole fusion, non-autophagic. Gene Ontology annotation, molecular function: GTP binding; GTPase activity.